Molecule: messenger RNA, 3243 nt
Organism: Aspergillus melleus
Lineage: Eukaryota; Fungi; Ascomycota; Eurotiomycetes; Eurotiales; Aspergillaceae
Gene: lcb2
Product: putative serine palmitoyltransferase 2
Exons: 1
Coding region: 707-2728 (673 amino acids)
Biological process (GO): sphingosine biosynthetic process; ceramide biosynthetic process
Cellular component (GO): serine palmitoyltransferase complex
Molecular function (GO): pyridoxal phosphate binding; serine C-palmitoyltransferase activity
Source: RefSeq, a predicted model, not a curated record
UUCCAUGUCACGAUCCGGAUCCGGGCUCGAUUUCAUUCGAACAUUAUUUUCUUCCUUUUUUUUUUUUCCUUUCUCCUUUCACCUCAAUUGCUGCUUCAAACGCAGGCUGUAUCCUUCACUUCUCUACCAUCGAGGUUCGCUCGUCGGUACGCGACCCAUUCGUUCAUUGCAGGGCUCAGUGCCCUCCCCAACGUCCCUCCACGUGCCGGGCAAAUUACCAGGACCAAUCCCGGCUUUCUCGGAGUCCCUCCUGUGUCUCCCUCUCGCUCUCGCUCCCUCGUCCGUUCGUCUCCCCAUUAUUGCCUUCCCCUUCGCUACUUCCUUCCCUCCUUUCUUUCUCCCCCCCCCCCCCCACCCUCGCCUUGUUUUUAUUGUUCUUCUUCACUUUAUAUUUAUCUGUACGCGGUGUUUAUCGCUCGGCUUAUUUGUUUUCUGGUCCACAUGUUCAUCGGAAUUGAUUGAACUGACCCGUUGUCUGCGCCUCGUUCAGUUUGACGUUGAUCUGGCACCAUUGCGAAGAGAUCCGACACAGUAACGGAACUCGCUCUUUUGGUGUGUUGGAGAACAUAAAAAAGGCCUCCUUCGUGCUCUCUCGAAUAGUUCCUGCUAUUCCUGUCCUUCCGAAAAUCCAGCCGCCUCGCUCUGUCUAUCACGUCGGUGUCGCGCGACCUUGAUCCUUCUUCCCUGUUCGGCCGGUUAUCUUGCGAUGCCUCGUCGAUCUGCCAAUUCUUCUACCAACGACCCCUCCACCUCGCCGUCCUUUUCUUCCGUCUCUGGAAAGGGCGGUAUCGCCAUCAAAGCGCCUUCCAAACCAAACCGCUUGACCCAAUUCUUCUCGACCUCGCCCAAGUCGAAAGUUGAGUUGACGCCUGCCCAAGCGGCUUUGCAAACAACCGGUGGGAAUACUGCUGCGCCUCCCAUCAGCUCGGCGUCUCUCUCGUUGCCGACUAUUUCUCUCUCGACUGCGACCGCAGAUAAUCCCAACAUGGACGAACCGCCGACCACCCUCUUCCAGCCUCCCUCGCCGGAGGAGGCUCGCCGCCUGGCGAAGCAGCACGCUCAGUUCGGUCCGAUCGGACAUCCGAGCCACCGGUACUCGAGCCAACAUCCCGGCGGGGACUUCCCCGAGCCCAUCAUGGACGAACCUCCCUAUUACUACCUUCUUACCACCUACAUCAGUUAUCUAAUCCUAAUUGCAUUUGGACACGUUCGCGACUUCUUUGGAAAACGCUUCCGCGAAGAAAACUACCGUCACCUGAAGCCUCGGAAUGGAUACGGUGCGCUGAACAGUGAUUUUGACAAUUUCUACGUUCGCCGGCUGAAGCUACGUAUCAAUGAUUGCUUUGAGCGCCCGGUCACCGGCGUUCCCGGAAGAUACAUCACCUUGAUCGAUCGCGCCACCGAUGACCAUAACAAGAAUUUCCACUUCACCGGAACCACCACCGACACGCUCAACCUCAGCUCGUACAAUUACCUGGGAUUUGCUCAAUCGGAAGGCCCGUGUGCCAACGAUGCCGAAGAGGCCGUUAGAAAAUAUGGCAUCGUUGCACCCAGUACCCGUGCCGAAGCCGGAACGCAAGAUCUUCACAACGAGCUCGAGGAUUUGAUCGCUAGAUUUGUCGGCAAAGAAGCUUCCAUGGUGUUCUCCAUGGGUUUCGGUACCAAUGCCAAUGUCUUCCCGGCCUUGGUGAGCAAGGGCUGUCUCAUCAUUUCCGAUGAGCUGAACCACGCAUCUAUUCGAUUUGGGGCUCGUCUUUCCGGAGCAUCCAUCGGCAUGUUCAAGCACAAUGACAUGAAAGACCUGGAGAACAAGCUUCGGGAGGCCAUCAGUCAAGGACAGCCGCGUACCCACCGCCCCUGGAAGAAUAUCUUGGUCGUUGUUGAGGGUCUCUACUCUAUGGAAGGGUCCAUGUGCAACUUGCCUGGCUUGAUUGCCUUGAAACGGCGUUACAAAUUCCACCUGUUUGUCGACGAGGCGCACUCUAUCGGAGCCAUUGGACCCCGUGGACGCGGCGUCUGUGACUAUUUUGGCAUCGACACCAGCGAAGUUGAUAUUCUCAUGGGCACCCUCACCAAAUCUUUUGGUGCCAACGGAGGCUACAUUGCAGCCGACAAGGCGAUGAUUGAUACUCUCCGUUCAACCAACUCCGGAGUUGUGUAUGGCGAGUCCCCCUCCCCUGCGGUUCUGGCCCAAAUUUCGUCCGCACUUCGCAUCAUCAAUGGAGAGAUCGUGCCAGGUCAGGGUGAGGAGCGUCUGCAGCGUUUGGCUUUCAACUCUCGGUAUCUUCGUCUUGGGUUGAAACGUCUCGGAUUCAUUGUUUACGGGCACGACGAUUCUCCCAUCAUUCCGGUUCUGCUUUUCAACCCUGCCAAGAUGCCCGCUUUCUCCCACGAGAUGCUGAAGCGGAAGAUCUCUGUCGUCGUGGUGGGUUAUCCUGCCACGCCUUUGGUCUCGUCUCGCGCCCGUUUCUGCGUUUCAGCAGCACACACCAAGGAAGAUCUGGAUCGCAUUCUCACGGCAUGUGACGAAAUCGGAAAUGUUCUGCAGCUGAAGUUCUCAACGGGCGUCGCUGGUGGCGCUUUGCCCUCCAGUGAGGGCUCGGCACCGCCGCCAGAGAUGGAGAAAGAAUGGCAUCGCCAACAGAUUGCGACUGUGCACCCUCCCCGAUGGCAGAUUGAGGAUGUCAUCCGGCGCGGUGUGCAGGAUGUCAAGGCUCCACUGUAUUAGGGCCUACUUCAUCUGGUGCUUGUAUGUACCUGUGUUUGGAAGGACAUUCGCAUUUACAUCACCCCCCAAAGGACUCGGUUGAUGCUGGUCAUGCCGCGUCGCAUAUUCAUUCCAUAUCUUCGCCAUUUAUGUAUCUUUUUGACGAUCAGAUUCUGAUUGUUCUGUGGGUCCCUUUACUGCCUUUGUUUCUAUUCCAUUUCACCGGUGCAGUGAGAGGGUUUCCCAGGGUUCAAACAAUCAUGAACCAUUGAACAUGCAAUACAUGCCUUUCGAGCGAACUUUGACUUGGUUGGCUUUCCUUCUCAUCCCGAAGCUCGCCGAUCUCUCUUGGUCUUUUACCACUAGAUUUCAGUCGUGCUCCGUCUUUACCCUUUCUUUUCUUCAUAUUCAGCCCCUGCCCUUCACUGUUACUUUAUAGACACAUAUUGCUGGCUAUUCUACCCCACCAAGUGCUGGAGGGCUGCGAUUAGAGCCAGUCUCUUAUUGUUUAAACCAAAAGUCUCGGGGCUGUGUUU